CUGUGUGGUGCCCGCCCGGGCGGGGAUGCUGCGGCUGGGCAGCCGGCUGCGGGGACCGGUGCCAGGCCUCGGCGUCACGGCCGACGCUCGGCUCCACUGCGGCGCCGGGAUGCCCAGGAAAGCGGGUGCGACGAGCAAGGGUAGAGGCCAGAGCAAGGACCACGAGACACCGCGUCCUCCCUCGGGUCCCGUGGCCGUCGAUCCUAAAGGUUGUGUCACCAUAGCCAUCCACGCCAAGCCCGGCGCCAAGCAGAACGCUGUGACAGAUUUGACCGCUGAAGCCGUAAGCGUCGCCAUCGCAGCGCCUCCGUCGGAGGGAGAGGCCAAUGCUGAGCUCUGUCGCUACCUCUCCAAGGUCCUAGAGCUCAGGAAGAGUGACGUGGUUCUAGACAAGGGUGGUAAGUCUCGGGAGAAGGUGGUGAAGCUCUUGGCCUCUACAACUCCAGACGAAAUCUUGGGGAAAUUAAAACAGGAAGCUGAGCAGAAGUAAAAGCAAGAAAUGAAAAAGUCAUCCCUGAGAAAUUUACUGCUAGUGAUGAACAGACUACUAGAUAGGAAAAAAUGUUUAAAUGCACAGAACAUGGGGGAAAAUGCAUUUGUGUGUAUUAAAUAUAAAUAAGACUCAGGAAAAAGUAGGAAGCUUUAAAGUUACUGCACAUUGAAUACAGGCUCGAAAGCCCCCAAACAGCCCGGAACACCUCACUCUGAUUUCACGGCGUUACCAGUUAACAGCGGGAGAACGUUCCACAGGACCCGGUUUUGCCCCUUUUGUCCUGUGAUGGGCUUCUGGUGCCCACAAGUGAUCCAAGGUCGCAGCGUGCAGGGUGGCGCUGGCGGCCGGAUCCUCCACCCCUGGUUGAAAGCGUCACCCUGGCUACACGCUGAGGUGGAAUCUCUGUAGCGAGUCUGGAAUCCUGGGACCGCCUUCUCGUCCGGUUUACCAGAGACAGGAGAACCAGGCAAACACUGCUCUGAGCGUUUACAUUUCAGCAUGAUACUACAUGCAAAAGUGUGUUUUCACAACAAUUUUGAGCAUCUUGUGAAAAGAAUAAUCAAGACCUGUAAUUACACGUUAACCAUUUCUGAAGACACUGGAUUUCCUUCCUCCUCCAUGGGAACUUCAGUCAUCAAACCCGGUAGUUUUAGGGAUCUCCAAAGAUCCCGCAAAGAAACACUAGGACUUGGAAGCAGUUUUCCGUGUGUGUAAAAGCCCAUCAGAAGCCGCGUCCGUAUUAAAGCUUCAGACGCUGUAAUAAAUACAGUUGGACGUACUCCCCGCAAGCUCGAGUACUUCAGUGAGGAAAAGAGUUCCCUUGCCCUUGCUCAUCAGAGCUGAUUCGCAGUCCUGUGCCUUGUCUGAUAGUGCCUGAGAAAAUGUCCUGACGGAGAAGCGAGUGGACGCCGCCCGUCAGGCCAGUAAUAAAGAUUCUUGAUGGUGAAGGAGCUGGAAGCUGCUCACCUGGCACAGCUCUCACUUUGUUGCUGGGACCCAAGGGCGGGGAAAGUUGGAUGGCGUAUUCAAGGUGACAGCACACAGGAACGGCAGGGCUUGACUUGGGCUCAGUGCCUUGUCUUUUUUUUUU
This is a messenger RNA of Lepus europaeus (European hare), 1583 nucleotides long. It is a transcript of the gene C11H15orf40, whose product is annotated as chromosome 11 C15orf40 homolog. The coding region runs from base 26 to 490 and encodes 154 amino acids. The transcript is spliced from 4 exons. Gene Ontology annotation, cellular component: cytoplasm. NCBI's taxonomy places the organism in Eukaryota, Metazoa, Chordata, Mammalia, Lagomorpha, Leporidae. The record is from RefSeq and is a predicted model, not a curated record.